Exophiala aquamarina CBS 119918 is the source of this 300-nucleotide messenger RNA. RefSeq lists its product as uncharacterized. Lineage: Eukaryota; Fungi; Ascomycota; Eurotiomycetes; Chaetothyriales; Herpotrichiellaceae. Bases 1 to 300 code for a protein of 99 amino acids. The transcript has 2 exons. The record is from RefSeq and is a predicted model, not a curated record.
AUGCCAAUCGCCACCAAUAACCCUGGGAAGAUCUUCUUUGUCAACUUGGCCAUCGAGAAAGUGAAGGCGUCGGGUAAGAUGUCAUUUCCAGGCUCGACGAGGGUGAACAAUGUAUUGCCUUUGGCCAUGCACAACUCUUCUUUUCAAUUUUCGGACGCAAAUUUCGAGAAAGAGAAGGUCGAGCUAAGCCCAGGAGAGCUCCUGGACCACGCUGUAUUGGCUAUGUAUGGUCUCAAUUCGAGCGAACGAUACAACCUCAAUGUAGCCAUGACCAAUCCAAAACAGCUCUUCUCGCUCUAG